Molecule: messenger RNA, 9823 nt
Organism: Cuscuta europaea
Lineage: Eukaryota; Viridiplantae; Streptophyta; Magnoliopsida; Solanales; Convolvulaceae
Source: the annotation of a GenBank genome assembly
CGCUGUUGUUAACAUGUUGACACAUUACGUUAUUCAUUAAACAUUUGGUAGGCUCAGUUCGGCCAGCUGAGAAGCGAUUUUGGCGCUUAGAUCAAAGCUGCAGUCAGCGCGGUUUUGGGUUCCUAAUGUGCUUUCGGUGGUGCAAGGUCUAGAACACCAUUUCCUUUUCAUGAACACAUCAGGAAUUCAUUUCCCCUUUUCCGAUGCUUCAGAAAUUAGCUAUCUUGACAGGCGGCAACAAUCAGUUAUCUAGAUAUGACAUUUUGUUCGGGAUAAAUUUUGUCUGUUGCUCAGUUUGCCUGUACUUAAAGAAAGAUCCUAUGAUGACAUUGCAAGCUGUAUAGAUGCAUUACUUUGUGGAAGCAACCAUAGAAUACCAACAACACAAUCACCUGGAUGCUAUGGUCAAUGACAUUAUAGGCAGGGGGGCCAUAUGCUGAUGGAGAGCCAUAAGAGUCAGGAACAAGAGAUUGUUCGGUUGAAAGAGGCUGAGCAAAAAGCUGCUUCGACCGAGGAGGCCAUGGCCUGCCUUGAUCGGCUGCGGGACGAAGUGGGAGCCCUGAAGAAGAGGGUCGAUGAGGCCGAUGCGGCCUACCGUCAGGUGGCGGCCGAUAGGGACGACGCCCUGAGGGUGAAAGAUGAAGCUCUGAGGGGCCACGACGAAGCCCUGCUCCGGGCUGAGGAUGCCGCGAAGGCUGCUGAGAAGGCUGCUGAUGCCGCAAUCGAGAAAUUUCUGGCCGAAGGCUGGAAGGCAGAAGAUCGUCGCCCCUGGUGCUACGAGGUCGUGGCGGAUCGGUUAGAGGAUUGGGGCAGAAACUGCCCUGUCGGCCAAGACUAUUUUCAAAGGGAGAUGUCUGUCUACUACGACAUGGGCCAGCAACGGAUGCAGCGACUAGUCUACCGGAGACUGCACCGCGCUUUCAAAAAGCUGAAGCUUACCCAGAAAUGGGCCAAGAAGAAUCUGAAGCUUCCCAGGCUAAUGAAGGACCCUGAGGCUGAAGCGAAGCUCCCCCCUUUUGAGAGACAGACCCGAUACUCAGCUCCUUCAUCGAUGAGCCGGAUUGGUCCGAUGACGAUGCCUUGGCCGAUACCGCCAUCUCCGCAGUAGCCGAGGCCAAUGCAGAUGUGGGGACGGAGGAGGGCACCGAAGCUGCUAUUGAGCAAGCUGAUGUGGGGCAGGUUGCUGAUGAGGUCGCUCCAGAGAAUUGAUCGGCCAAACCUCUUUUCCCUUUUUAGCUUAAGCGGGUGCUGUGGCGCCCCUAUUUUGUAAUGGCCGUUGUGCCCCCAUGUACCUUUCCUUUGAUUAAUAAAGAUGUUUCUUUUUCGGCUUUACAGUUUACGAUGUCCUCCUCGUCUUGCCUUUCCUUUUGCUUUUGUUAUUCUUCGAAAUUUUUCCAAGGGUUGAAGUUGGGACUUUGAUAAUCGUUCUCUUUGGUUGUUUCCUCUGGUUGUGGCCGAAGUAGAUAACUUAGGUGAGCAUGUUUCGUCCGCAAUGAACACUCCCUGCUUUUAACAGCACUUUAGAAUUUCUUCUAAGUGUCAGAUUUUUAAGCGAUUGAGUGUCCGCUUCAUCUUGUGGCAUCCCUCACCCCCUUUUAUUUCACUCGCAAUUUUUCCAAGUGUUAGACAAGAACUCAUGAGCCUGCUUCCUGUAGUUGUGGCCGAUGAAGGGUCCUGCUCUAUGCUCGGCUGAGGGGGGAGUGUGUUCUUCGUCUUUGUAAUGUUUGGUGUCCCACUUUUUCGUGGAAAUCUCUAAGUAUUUAGCUUAGAAAUAUUUGGAGAUUGUUCUGUGUUGGACAGACUUAGCUGAUUGCUUCCUUCAUCAGUGGCUGAUGACAGCUUCCCGUUUGGGUUGCCUGAUGCCGGCUAUGUGGUGCCCUUGUCGGCCACACGAGUUUACCUUGGUAAUUCUGUCCAAGUUUCUUUUCUUUUUUCUUUUCGUACAAACGCUUUCGUCCAUAAUGCGUGGUAUUUUCCCGAUACAUACUCAAUUUCGGGGAUUUUAUUUUUAUUGCUCGUGGCCGGCGAGUGCACGGUCCAUCGACUUCCCUCUUUCAUUUUUUGGGGACAUCACUUUAGGCCAGCGAGUGCACAGUCCCUCGGCUGUCCCUCUUUUAUUUUUGAGGAUAUCGCUUUAGGCCGACAAGCGCGCGGUCCCUCAGGUGUCCCUCUUUUAUUUUUUGGGGAUAUCGCUUUAGGCCGGCAAGUGCGCGGUCCUUCGGCUGUUUCUCUUUUAUAUUCUUUCUCUUUACUUCUUUGAGCGAGGAGUGGGUAUCCUUCUUUCAGGCUUCGGCCAAGGGGGUCGAUAGUCCCUCGGCCGGUAAGGAGUCCUACUGGAUCGUCCUGUGAUAUCAGGGAGGUCCCGUCGCCUAUUUAUUACGCGGGCUAAGGCUUUUGACCGGUUACCGACGACUGCCGUUUCUCAUCCCUGAGUUUGGGGGUUUUUGUCGCCUCGACCAUGAUUUCAGACAUGUCGUCCUGCUGAUUUCGUGAAUGGAUGACGCGGUGAGCUUCACAUUUCAGGACGUGGGCUCUUUGCGGGCCCAUCGUCCUGGGGACACCGUCGGCCUUACCUGAGCGUCUCGCUCUAAGGGGUCAAAACGAUGUGCUCUGUCGACCUUUCCUGAGCAUUUGCGCUCUGAGGGGUCGGUGUAGUGUAGUACCAUUUCCUUGGACGUUUUAGAAAAGUAAGUAGAAUACAACUUUUAUUGAUAAGUGGCUCGAGGCCGAGGGUGGCGUUCGAUCAACAACCCGUGGGAGGGUGAGGGCUUUGCCGGCUGCACCGUCCCCGGGUUAUUGAUAGAAUUUCACCUAGUGAUGUACAUUCCACAUUCGUGGUACAUUAGACCCAUUCGGGUGUUUUAAUUUGUAGGUGCCGGGCUUGACUACGACACUGACGAUGUAGGGUCCUUCAUAUUUGAGUGCCAGCUUGCCACCUUCCGUUGGCUUACUCGCCUCUCUUCGGCGAAGGACAUAGUCCCCCUGGAAUUCCCGGGAACGUACCUUGGCGUCAUAGUAUGAUUUUACUUGACGCCGGUAGUUCUCUGCCCGGAUGAAGGCCUGCUCUCGUCUUUCUUCGAUCAGGUGGAGAUCAAUCUUCAUGCUUUCUUCGUUGGCCUCAGGCUCAUAACGCUCCACCCGUCGGCUGGGUAUGGUGACCUCUGUGGGCGCCUUUGCUUCAAAGCCAUAGCAAAGGGCAAAGGGUGUUUCACCCGUCGCCCUCCUCGGCGUAGUACGGUAGCACCACAGAAUAUUGGGGAGCUCAUCGGCCCAACUGCCCCCUGCAUCCCGGAGCUUCUUCUUCAGGCCUUCCAGGAUGGUUCUGUUGGCGUUCUCGACUUGCCCGUUACCUUGAGGAUAGGCAACGGAGGAGAAACGAUGUUUGAUUCCCCACCUUUGGAGGAGCUCUUGGAAGGGCACGGCCUCGAACUGGGUGCCGUUGUCGGUGAUGGUGAUCGCCUCCGUCCGCUGCUUCUUCGGCGGGGGGGGGGGGGGGGGGGGGGGAGCGUGGGAUACCAAUCCAAUGUAAAGGGAUUGGGCCCACUUCUUCCUCUGGGUGGCCGAGCCCCCCCCCCCCCCGUAUUACCCCCACGAUGAGGUUGAUGUGGUUCCUCUUCGGGUGGGGCUCUUCAAAGUCUUCCUCGUCAUCACUGAGCCUGCCGAUCUCUCGCUUCUUCGUAGAGGGUUCGCCCCCAGGCUUGCCGGUGUUUACCCACGUAUUCUUGUGUGGGCCACCUUUAACAAACUGGGAGAGUUCCCCCUGGCGAAUCAGCUUCUCGAUGGCUCGCUUUUGCGUGACACAGUCAUCUGUGUUGUGGGAGGUGUUCCUGUGAUAACGGCAAUAGGUGCCGCCCUGAUGGACGACGUAGAUCUCCUUAGCCAACCGAGGAUCCCGUUCAAUGAGAUCGUUCUCCUCGGCGUAAUCGAGGAUGGAGCUGACCAAAUGAGUAAGUGGGGUCUUCGGCCUUUCCAUCCUCGGCCGCCACACGCGGUCUUUGUUCUUUCCGCCAGCUCCGUGGCGGCCUUGUCCUCCCUGACCUCGGUCCCCGGCUGAGGGUGCGCCUGCAGCUGGCACGGCGUUUGUCUUCUUGGAGCGGUGCCCUCCGUCUUUCUUGUGGUUGUGGAGCUCGUCGGCGUCAGCGUACAAUCCGCCCCGUGCAGUUUCCCCUUGCCUUUGUCCAGGCGGGGCCGAUCCGCUGUCCGGGAUACUGACCUCAAGCUUUCUCUGGGUGAGCCAGGCUCACGCUGACCAAUCCGCCCCGCCAUCCUCUCCGAAGCAGGCCGACGACACGUGUCACCUAGCCUGUUAAAGGCUGAGGCUUUUCCACGCACUGGGGUUGGUCCAGCUCGAAGCAGGGAAGCAGAGUGGGAGUGGGACGACGUCGUGUUCUGAGGUGCCACCCCCUCAUCGUUGCCUAGCCUAACGGCCAAUGGCUGGGAUUGAGGAGGAGGCGUCGUGUUCUCCCCCGUCCUUGGCAUGAGUGCGCUGAGGACGGUGGGGUUCUGGGCCAAACUGGCGAUGAUGGCCGAGAGUGCGGCCUGAAGCUGAGGAUCAACACCAGGAGAGGCCGGUUGCGCUGAAUCGUUGUCGCCUUUUUCCGCGCGCUUCCUGUCCAAGCCGAUGCGGGCGUCUGGGCCGCCGCCAUUGAGCUUGUUGCGCAGGUCACCUGCGAGGUCGAUGGCUUCCGGGAAGACAUCCCCCUCGGCGGCCUUGUCGGCCGUAGCAUCCUCCUCGUGUUUCUGGUUCUCUUAUGCCUCAGGGAUGACCUUGCCGAGGAGGUUGCGGUUUGACCUAGUUCUUCCCAUUGUCAGUUAGCUGUGCUUGGUAGCGAUGAAGGAGGCUAACUUGAUUGUCCUAGCUCUCAAUGAAAGCACCAAAUGAUAGAUUAUAUAUCUAGAGAGAAGGGAGAGCUAGAGAGAGAAGUACAAUAACUCUUUGCAAUAAAUGAUUUGUCAACCCCUAUAACUACCCCCAAGGGGAGUAUUUAUAGAGAAAUUUAGGGUUGGGCUCCCAAGUCUUGGGCUUGGGAAGCCUAUUUACAAUAGGGCCACUAAUGGCCCGGAUACAAAGUGUAUAGAAAUGAUUAAGUACAAAAUCCUGUUCUGGAGGCUAUUUCUGGCCGAUGAGGGCAUGGCCGACGAAGACCCGGUCGAUGAGGUCACCCGGCUCUCCUGGCUUAUGGGUCAUAUUCUGAGUAGACUUCUUUCUGGCCGAUGGGGGUCAUUUGGCCAAUGAGGGUCCCACUAGGUGAUCGUGGUACCUUCAUUCUCCUGAGUAUGUGGGCCCUGGGGUCAUUAGACCCAUAUACUCCAUCAUCAUGAUUACCAUUAUCAUGAUUAUCAUUAUUAUUGUCAUUAUUUUUAUUAUUGUUAUUAUUGUUAUUAUUGUUACAGUUGUUACUGUUGUUACUAUUUUUACUGCUAUUACUAUUAUUACUAUCAUCAUCAUUGUUAUUGUCUUUGUUGUUGCUAAUGGUGGUGUCGUCGGUGUUGUUGUUGUUGUUAUUACAUUUUUGCUUAAUUUUUGUUGCACUAUUUUAUUUUUAUUAAAAUGUUAAAUUUGACUUAUUAGCAAUAUUUUGCAUAAACCAAGCUUUAUGAAAAAAUUGUCAUUAUUUUAUAAAAUAAAUAAUUUUUAUUCUUUCAUUAUAAAUAAAAGGAUAAAUAUAUAUGGGAUCACAAUGUCAUCAUCCUUUAAAAUAUAAUUGUCAUCUAUACAUUUGACCCAAAAUAUUUUGUUAAAAACUAAACUAUGACACAUUUACGUUUGUUGUCAUUAAAAGGUAACACUAAUGACAAAAUAAUAUUGUAUGUCAUUAUUUUUCAAAACAUUUAAUGACAAAAUUUGAUUAUGUCAUAAUAAUUAAAAUUACGUGACACCAAUUAUUGUCAUUAAUUGUUUAAAAAAUGUGAUCAAACGAAUUACUUCCGGAUUUUUGGCGUCAAAUGUUGCCACUCAAACUUUAAGUGACGGUUUAGGUCUUAUUGUCAUAGAAAAUAUCAAUUAAUGAUGAAAUAUAAAAGUUAAAGUGAAAAACAAGAAAAUUGCCAUGACAAUCAUUGUAGUGUGAUAAAUUUGAGUUUUGUAAUCUAACAAUGUUUUGUAUGUCACAUAAAUUUUUAUCAUAAAAUGUGUGAUUUCGUAAUAGAUUUAAAGUGAUAAUCCAAUUUGAUUUGAUUAUUUAAUCUAAAAUGUACAACACUUUUUAAUAGCAUUUCACAUUAUACCAUAUAAAGUAUUUUACGCGGGGCGGUGGUAAAAUAUUUUGAAUCCUUUUUAUAAAGCACUGCAAUGUCUUUACAUGCAACUUUUAAAUAAAUUACGUCAAACAAUGUAAAUUUGCAUGCAAAGUGAUUGGUUUUCUAAAUUUUGCAUUCAAUUACUUCCUUCGUUCUUUAUUAACUGUCUCGCAUUCCUUUUUGAGACGUUUUUUAUUAUUUGUCUCUCUUUCUAUUUUAGGAAAGUUUUUGAUAAAAUAUUCCCACUUUUAUUAUUUUUACCCCUCUUACUUUUUACAAAUUACUUUCUCUUUCCUAAUUUAUCAUAAUUUUACUCUACUUAAUAUACUCUUUUUCCUACUUUAUCAUCACUUUACUCUUUUUAAUAUACUCUCUUUCCUACUUUAUCAUUUAUCCUACACACUCUAUAUUUAUCCUACUAUUUUUCUAUUAAAACUCGUGUUCAAAGCUAGCGAGACAGAUAAUAAAGAACGAAAGGAUAUUUUUCAAAGAUUUAACAUGUAAACUAUGAAAUGAGCGAUUAAUGGAUCACUAUGCAGUACGGUACACCACGUUUCAAAAAAAGGUAGGAACGUAAAUUGGAUCACAUUGAUGUAAAGAAUUUUUCACCUUUCAAAUUGCGCGACUUGUGAUGAGCUCAAAAUUUAUUAUAACAUCAUACUAUCCUCCGUUCCAUAAAAGUUGCAACAAUUUGAUUUUCACGUUUGCCAACGUGCAACUUUGACUGUAAUUAUAUUUAUUUACGUAUUAAUAAACAUUAAAAAAAGUUAAUAUAUUGGAAAUUUACAUUAAUACAAAUUUAUUAAUAUUUUAUACAUAAUAUUUUUAUUAUAUAUAUUAUUAGAAAAUCGUAGUCAAAGUAAGUUGUAUGAAUAGUGUAGAAAUUCCAAUGUUGCAACUUUUAUGGAACGGAGGAAGUAGGUCGUUACUCUCUAGAGUUUAGUAUAUUUAACACACAUGAAUUAAAAGAAAAAUAUUAUUUGCAUAUAGUACGGAGUAGUUAUUACUUUUCUUAUUGCCCGUAAAUACCAUUUCAUUCUCCCAUUUCUUUCUCCUCUCCUUUCUCUUUACUUAUUCCCACUUGAACUUUCAAUCAAAAGAUGAAGCUUAUUUGGUAACUCGUGCUUUCAGCUUAUCAACCACAUUUUUUUAAUUUUGUGCGCUAAAUUGUAUAACAAUCAAAAUAAGUAAGGUCUCAGUUAUUUUUCUAGAUAAAUUGACUGAAAUUACUAUAAAUGAUCACUUUAACUAUUUUUCAUAUAAUAUUUUCUUAAUUUUAUCAACAAAAUAUAUUUCAAAUAUAAUUUCUUCACAAUUUAGCAGAUUUAUCUUAUUUAACCACUUUAGUCAGAAUUUCAUUGAUUUUAGCAGAUUUAAUCCUUUAAGCAAAUUUCAGUGUUACCCAACGAGCUCUAGCUCGUUUCUUAUUCAUCAUCAUCUUCUCUACUUUUUUGUUUCCUUUUUGUUCCAUUUUUUGUUCAAAAUCUUUUUUUAGUUUUCCCUUUUCACCCUUUUUUUUUUUCAAAUUACAUCAAAAUUUGUUACACGUAGAACUGCAUCAUUAUUCUGCACGCCUAUGAACAUUUACAUAUUUUUUCACACAAACAAUUUGAAUUGAUUACUCAGACAACAGUCAUUUGUGAGCAACACAACUACUGUUUGUGUGUAAAAUAUAUGUGAACACAAAUAAUUGAAACCGACAACACAAGCAUCUAUUGUCUAUGAGCAACUAAACUAUCGUGCGUGUGACAAAUUCUAUUUCAUAUUCCAUAACUUACUUCCUUCUGUUCUUAUUUAAGUUCCCAAUUUGACUUCACACAUAUUAAGAAAAUGAAUUUGACUUUACUGUGGAGUGCACUGUUUGGCACUGUUUGGACACUGUUUGACACUGUUUUGUUUCAUAAUAUGGAAGUGUGAAUUUAAAUAAGGGACAUCCCAAAAAGGAAAGUGAGAACUUUAAUAAGAACAUGAGUAUUAAAGAAAGCUAUUUUACCCGUUCACUAGUUGGGUUGUGGUCUCGCAGAUGGUCAUAGAAUAUAGAAAUAUUAUCAUAUCUUUAUAUAACAAAAACAAAAGUAAGUGCAAAAAAUUAUGAUCUUGAUAACUUAAUGACUAUAUUUAUAUUCAAAUGUUACAUUAUAGAGACUAAAACAUACAUAUACAAAUUUAUAGUCAUAUGUUUGUGUAUAAGUUUUUAAUUAUUAAUAUUUUAGAAAAAACUCCUUGCCAUAUAUCUAUUGGAACAUAAAUUUUUAAGAAAUGCAUUGCCUCCUACAUUAAAGAUUCACAUAAAUGCAUCUCUCUCCAACAAAUGUUACAGAGUUGAAAUUAGAUAAAUAACCAGCCAACUCCAACCUCUGUUAUUAUGUAGGGAUCGUAAAUUUAGGGUUCUGAUAAUGAGCUCCACUAAUCCCUGACAGCGAAGAAAGGGAUUCGCCGCUUUAAAGGUCAGCGCGGUUGCGAGCUCCCAUUAGAUCUGGCUGCCUAUGGUUUGGAGCACCAUUUCCUCAUCUCAUAAGUUGAAGAUGAACACAUCUAAACUUCUCCGAGCCUCAGCAAGUGAAUAUAAAUUGGCAUUCAAUCGCGCGAUGAUGGGCAAAGUUGUUGAAUAACUUCCCAAAAUCAGUCUUUGGAAGCUUCCUAAUGGCGCGUAUUGCCUUAAAGUGUUCACCCACCAGUCCACCACAAAUUAGCCCCCACUUAUACUGUCCAUCAAUGGUGUGGUCCCACCAGAACCGUGGGUGAGCAGGAUUGACCAACUUACAUCAUCUUUGACCAUAUGGUUUUUGUGUUUUGAGUUUCGUAUUGGUGGUUGAAUGUCUGACAACGUUCAGACUUCAGAUGGGAAGAGGCUAAAUCGCUACUGAGAUGGAUAAGGCCAAUUUAAGUAGCUUACAAGAACAUAGAUACAAUGAGUUCUGACACUGAAAAUGUGAACUUAGAGCCACUGGUCAACAUGUAUAAUCCAUUGUAAGCUGCAAUUCUUUAUGGAUUCCAAAUCGCAUAAGGCCCAAUAUUAGCCGGUGCAUACAUUUGUCAAUUGUCACUUUUAACACGAUCUGCUCUGUAACAAUAUCUUAUUUUCCCGUUCUAAAAAAUCUCGCUUUUAUGCUGUAACUGUAUAUUUUGCAUGAACAAGAUCUCAAACAUGAGCUGGUAGCCUGGUAUUUGAAGAUUCAACCGAGGGCUCGGGUUUUUCAAGUAGAAAUUUUUCGCAGGGAGGAUUUGACUUUGCACCCCACUUUUUGGGUGAUGUUAGAUUUUGCACCCCAUUUUGAAAAAAACCUUGACUUUGCACCACAACACAACAUUUGUGAAGAAAAAAUCUCAUUAGGUGCAAAGUCAAAGGUUUUUUAAGUGAAAUGGGGUGCAAAAUCAAAUCCCUCUUUUUCUUUAGGUAAAAAAACUACAUACUCCGUAUUUGGUAUUUUUACAAAAUUAGAAAUUCCAGUCCUCUUUGUCAUCAUUUCUAAGAGCGAUAGAAAUUUGUUUACCCAAAGAUUAAAGAUGUAUAAUGGAAUAUUGAUCCUUGCACCCACCCUAUGGUAAUAUUUAGUUACCACUCAAUAUUUAAAUAUCCUUG